Molecule: messenger RNA, 2658 nt
Organism: Chelmon rostratus (copperband butterflyfish)
Lineage: Eukaryota; Metazoa; Chordata; Actinopteri; Chaetodontiformes; Chaetodontidae
Gene: ndrg1a
Product: N-myc downstream regulated 1a
Exons: 16
Coding region: 180-1376 (398 amino acids)
Biological process (GO): signal transduction
Cellular component (GO): cytoplasm
Source: RefSeq, a predicted model, not a curated record
AUACAUCCGCCUUGCGCCGCACGUUAUAAACAAAGCAACGCGUCUGUCACUGCAGUUAUUUACGCUGAUUCCAGCGAGGGAAGACAAAAAAAAAGUUUUUGUGGACUUUAGUUUUCGUGGGGGAGUGUUCGUCUCAGGACAAUCACAAGUUAAGCCGACAGGUUCUGCAGCCCUUUGAAAUGGAUGACAUCCAGGUUGUUGAGUCCAAACCCCUGCUGGUUGACAGGGAACUGCCGGGCCUGAGAGAGGCUGUGCAGCAGCUGGUUAUCAAGGAGCACGAUGUGGAGACUCCUCAUGGAAGAAUCCACUGUACGGUGAAGGGGGUUCCCAAGGCGGACAGACCAGUCAUCCUCACCUUCCAUGACAUUGGACUGAACCACAAAACCUGCUGGAACUCGCUCUUCAACCAUGAGGACAUGUCAGAGAUCAUGCAGCACUUCGCCGUGUGUCAUGUUGAUGCCCUCGGGCAGCAUGAGGGAGCUAACACCUUUUCCACUGGAUAUGAGUACCCUUCUAUGGACCAGCUCUCUGAGACCCUCCCCCUGGUGCUGAAGCACUUUGGGCUAAAGAGUGUUAUUGGAAUGGGCAUCGGAGCCGGGGCCUACAUACUGACCAGAUUCGCUCUGGACUACCCGAACAUGGUGGAGGGGCUGAUGCUCAUCAACAUCAACCCAUGUGCUGAGGGAUGGAUGGACUGGGCUGCACACAAGAUCAGUGGCUGGACUCACGCCAUGCCGGACAUGAUCAUCAGCCACCUCUUUGGAAAGGAGGAGAUCCACCACAACCAGGACCUGAUCGGAACAUACCGCCACCACAUCCUAAACGAUAUGAACCAGUUCAACCUGCACCUCUUUGUCAAGUCCUACGAAAGUCGGAGGGAUCUGGAAAUCGAGAGGCCGGUCCCUGGAAGCAACGUCAGAACCCUCAAGUGCCCCUCUCUGCUGGUGGUUGGCGACAGCUCUCCUGCUGUGGAGGCUGUGGUUGAAUGCAACACCAAGCUGGACCCAACAAAGACUACUCUGCUGAAGAUGGCGGAUUGCGGCGGCCUGCCCCAGGUGGACCAGCCUGGCAAACUGACAGAAGCUUUCAAGUACUUCAUUCAGGGCAUGGGAUACAUGCCCUCUGCCAGCAUGACCCGCCUGGUCCGCUCCCGCACCGCCUCCGGCUCCAGCGUCACCUCCUUCGAAGGAAACCGCUCCCGCUCCCACACCAGCGAGGGAAACCGCUCCCGCUCGCACACCAACGAGGGCAGCCGCAGCCGCAGCCACACGGCCGAGAACCAGCGCGGCCGCUCCCACACGGAAGGCUCCAUGGACGGCACGGCCAACAGCAACGUGGACCAAGCCGUGCCCAAGUCCACCGAAGUGUCCUGCUAAGUGAACGUCCAUCCUCCAGACACCGAAACCUUUCAAGGUCCCUUCGGUUCGUGCUGCGCUGCCUCUGACUGACACACACAAUUCCUACCCACACACACACACACACACACAGAUGUGGAGAGGGAAGUAAGAUAGCAUACCUGGAAUUAAAAAAACGCACAACACUCAGCUGCAGACUGUCCAGUGCAGCUGAGAUCCUCCAGUUUGAAAAUAUGUCUUUUCAGGGAGAGGUCAGGAUCAACUGUAGGCCUGUUUGUCAUUCCGAGCUCGUUGGUCAGGUCAGUGUGAAGUCAGGGGCAACGCAGCAUCUGGGGAUGCCGAAGCAGAGAAUGUCGUAGAAAGCUGUGGCGACGAGCACACCAGCUUGUACAUGUAUCUCUCAUAAUCGCUCAUACGUAUAAAACCAUGUUUUAAUUUCCAUUUCUGCGUUCCCUCCCCGUUUUUAUCCAUUUUUACCAUAUUGACACAGCUUUCUCAAAUACACCUGACUGUAAAUGACUGUUUUCUGUUCCCACUGUAAUUGUUUGAUCAUUUAUUCUUUAUUUUCCAUGUCUGAAGUGUUGUCGUUUGUACGUAGGAGCAGAUUUGUAAAUGUGGAUAGAGAGCGUGGUGGCACAAAAUGGGAGUUUGCCUCACAAAUUGCUACGUAACUUUGAAAAUUAAGGGACGGACUUCAAAUAUAUCAUGUAUAUACAUCAAAUGCUAUAGUUUCAUCUCACCAGUGUCCAUUAUCCUUGAGUUUUUUUCAAAACAUUCCCUGUUCUCUGAACAAUUACACAUUCGCUCGCUGGUGAACUUUAAAUCUUUUCAGGAAUCAAAUUAUCAUUUUGAAUACAUUACAGUGAGACUGUAUGCUUCGUCAUUAAUCACAUUCUGAAACACAAAUUCAAAAGCUUUUACAUAAUAUGCUUUAUUAAAGGAUCAUGGCUUUCUUCUUUUUUUUUACGAUGAUUUCUAUGCAAUCAAGCACAAUGGAACAAAGACGUGCCAUGGAUUGAAUGAUGAAUUGUUCACUUUUUAGACGUGAUGCUCCUAUGUGGUUGUGGAUUUUUGGGUGAGUGAAGUGAUAGGUCCACAUGCUAACAUGAGGAUAGCCAUAGAACUUACCUGACCCCUUCUACUCCUGUAUUUCACUUGCACUACAGCAACAUUUUGCUUUGUAGAACACAUAUACAGCUUUGUAAAGAUGCGAUGCACAACUGUCUAAUGCUGUAGAAAAGCAUUAAAAUGACAUAACAGUUUGUAUUUAUUAAAAAAAUGACAAUAAAAAACUUGUAACUGA